UCAGGUCACCUCUGCUGUUUCAAUCGAGCCCCCGGGCCCCCCCCCCGUGGGUGAGGAACCCCCCUCCUGCUGUGGAACCUCUCUGGAGCUGGUCAUUUCGAUCCCCACAACCAGGAUGCCGAAUCUGGAGGAGAACGUUGAGGCAGAACUGGGCCGCCUGGUGGUACGACAGCAGCAGCUGAGAGACCGCCGGAACUUGCUGAUCAUGCUGGAGGAUUUCAGGAGCAACGGCCCCCUGAUGCGGAAGGGCUCUGAUGCAGAUAAGACCAGCGAGCUGGAGAAGAUCGAGCAGGAGAUGAAGGAGCUGGAGGAGAAAGAGGAGCAGCUGCAGGGGCAGGGCCAGAAGACCAAGAAGGAGGAAGAUAUCCAAAAUGUCAUCAACAUGGGAGGUGUGGCCGUCUUCCCCGCCUCCAUCAAUGCCGUCGUUGCCCCUCCGCCACCCGGUCCAGCUCCACAGAUCAUUCUGGACGUGGAAAACCUGCCCCCUGCACCAUCCAACACCAUGUGCCCAUCGUGCCAUCAGUACAUCGUCACGGAGACGGCCACCAGGGUAGGCAGCACAGCCUGGCUGGUCUGCGUCAUGACUGUCUUGUUUGGAUGUGUGUUGGGCUGCUGUCUCCUCCCGUUCUGCACAAACUGCUUCAAAGAUAUUGUGCACAAGUGUCCCAAGUGCCGGUCUCAGAUUCACGUCUGCAAGAAGCUGUGAGCCCUCCCCCUAACCCCAAUGCUGUCCCCCCUCCCUUAAAUGGCGGGUGAGCAGAAGUACAGUUUGAACGAUGGAAGAACUUUGGUCCUUCACCGGGUUGUGUCUGGAUGGUGGACAAUGAGACUUCCAGGGGUGUUAGGGACUAAACUGCUCACGGAAGAGUUAAGGAUCGGGAUGCAACACGACCAGGAAGUCUGAGUCAUCGCGACUUUUCCCAUCCAGCAGUGAGCGGAAUUCCCCACGGACAGCAGGGGGCACUAUCCUGUCCCCUCGAUGCGUCUCGCUGAAGAGUGUGAGCCCAUUCUUUGUAAAUGCUUGACAGGGAAGUGUCUGUAUGAAUUUGUUUAUCUAAAAUAA
Messenger RNA from Paramormyrops kingsleyae, 1063 nucleotides. RefSeq lists its product as uncharacterized. Gene Ontology annotation, cellular component: cytoplasmic side of late endosome membrane; cytoplasmic side of lysosomal membrane; nucleus. The record is from RefSeq and is a predicted model, not a curated record. Gene Ontology annotation, molecular function: zinc ion binding. NCBI's taxonomy places the organism in Eukaryota, Metazoa, Chordata, Actinopteri, Osteoglossiformes, Mormyridae.